AUGGGGGAUACGCCGGAGAGAUUGGGAUCGGAGACGCCCAUGGUCGGUAUGGAGACGAGCUUGAAGGACGGGCUCUGCAUGGAGAUCGACCCUUCUUUCCGGGAGAACGUUGCCACGGCGGAGGACUGGCGCAAGGCCCUCGAUAAGGUGGUCCCGGCCGUGGUGGUGCUGAGGACAACGGCAUGCCGUGCAUUUGACACGGAGUCCGCCGGCGCAAGCUACGCCACGGGGUUCAUUGUCGACAAGCGCCGGGGGAUCAUCCUCACCAAUCGCCAUGUUGUCAAGUCUGGACCUGUAGUUGCAGAGGCCAUGUUUCUCAACAGGGAAGAAGUUCCUAUAUAUCCGAUAUACAGAGAUCCAGUUCAUGAUUUUGGCUUCUUUCGCUAUGAUCCUGGUGCGGUUCAGUUUCUCAACUAUGAGGAGAUUCCCCUAGCUCCUGAUGCUGCUUGUGUUGGACUUGAAAUUAGGGUUGUUGGAAAUGACAGUGGCGAGAAGGUUUCAAUUUUGGCUGGUACACUUGCUCGUUUGGAUAGAGAUGCUCCUCAUUAUAAAAAGGAUGGAUAUAAUGAUUUCAACACUUUCUACAUGCAAGCAGCAUCUGGAACUAAAGGAGGUUCAAGUGGCUCUCCAGUAAUUGAUUGGCAAGGGAGGGCUGUGGCUUUGAAUGCUGGGAGCAAGUCUUCAAGUGCUUCAGCUUUUUUCUUACCUUUAGAACGGGUUGUUAGAGCUCUACAACUUCUUCAAAAGGGCAGGGAUACAUACACAAACAAAUGGGAGGCAGUUUCUAUACCACGUGGUACGCUUCAGGUAACAUUUGUACACAAGGGGUUUGACGAAACACGUCGCCUUGGUCUCAGAAAUGAUACUGAGCAGAUGGUCAGGGUUGCGUCUCCAACCAGUGAAACUGGAAUGCUAGUUGUUGACUCUGCGGUCCCAGGCGGGCCAGCUCAUACACAUUUGGAACCAGGAGAUAUGCUUGUUCGUGUCAAUGGGGAAGUCAUGACCCAAUUUCUUAAACUCGAGACGCUUCUGGAUGACAGUGUUGGCAAGGUGAUUGAAUUGCAGAUAGAAAGAGGUGGCACAUCUUUGACUGUAAACAUAGUGGUUCAGGAUCUACACUCGAUAACUCCAGACUACUUCUUAGAAGUAAGUGGGGCAGUGAUACACCCUCUGUCUUACCAGCAGGCUAGGAACUUCCGUUUCCACUGUGGUUUGGUGUAUGUUGCAGAGCCUGGUUAUAUGUUAUUUCGAGCUGGAAUUCCUCGUCAUGCCAUAAUUAAGAAGUUUGCUGGGGAGGAAAUAUCACGACUUGAUGAACUGAUUGCUGUCCUAAAUAAGCUAUCAAGAGGUGCCCGGGUGCCCUUAGAAUACAUUAGCCACACAGAUCGUCAUCGAAGGAAGUCAGUCUUGGUUACAGUUGAUCGCCAUGAAUGGUAUGCCUCUCCACAAAUAUACACUCGUGAUGAUAGCUCAGGGCUGUGGAUAGCAAAGCCUGCCAUUCUUCCUGAGGCCUCAGGGCCAUCAACUGGUGUUAGCAGCAAUAUACAACCUUUAGCAAGUGAAACUGUUUCAUCAAUUGCUGAUACAACUCAUGCGAAGAAGACUAAUCAAGAUGACGAACUGGAGUCAACAAACGGUGUCACUGUUAUGGACACGUGUCAUGAGCAUUCUCGGAAUGAACCUGAUAUCACAAUAAAGAAACGUCGCCUAUCAGAUCCUUCUGCAAAUGGAAUUGCUGCUUCUGCUGCUUCCUUGCAUGAAUCUGAGGAUCUGAAGAUGGAGGAUUCAGAUACCCAUGGAAAUGAAAUUUCAAGUGACUAUCAAGACACUACUGCAGUGGCAUCUGCAGCUAACGCUUCAUUUGCAGAAAGCGUGAUAGAACCUACACUUGUGAUGUUUGAGGUUCAUGUUCCGCAAUCAGUCAUGCUUGAUGGUGUCCAUGCACAACAUUUUUUUGGGACUGGUGUCAUUGUUUACCAUUCACAGGACAUGGGUUUGGCUUUAGUAGACAAGAACACAGUUGCAAUAUCUGCAUCUGAUGUGAUGCUGUCAUUUGCUGCUUUUCCCAUCGAAAUUCCAGGGGAGGUUGUAUUUCUCCAUCCCGUUCACAAUUAUGCUCUUGUUGCAUAUGACCCUUCAGCGUUGGGAGCUGUUGGUGCAUCAACUGUCCGUGCUGCUGAGUUGCUCCCCGAUCCUGCACUUCGUCGUGGCGAUUCAGUUUAUCUUGUUGGAUUAAGCAGAAGUCUACAGACAACGUCAAGGAAAUCAAUUGUUACAAAUCCUUGUGCUGCUUUAAACAUCGGCUCAGCUGAUUGUCCUCGUUACAGAGCAACAAAUAUGGAAGUCAUUGAACUUGAUACAGACUUUGGUAGUUCAUUUUCGGGUGUGCUAACUAAUGAGCGCGGAAAGGUUCAAGCUAUUUGGGCAAGCUUUUCUACUCAGUUGAAAUACGGCUGCAAUUCAUCUGAAGAUCAUCAAUUUGUGAGAGGAAUCCCGAGUUAUGCAGUCAGUGAAGUCCUUGAAAAAAUCGUAUCUGGUGCCAAUGGGCCACCCCUUCUCAUUAAUGGCAUUAGAAGGCCAAUGCCACUUCUCAGGAUUCUAGAGGUUGAGCUAUAUCCAACUUUGCUAUCAAAAGCACGAAGUUUUGGUCUGAGCGACAAUUGGGUACAAGCUCUUGUGAAAAAGGAUCCGGUUAGAAGGCAAGUUCUGCGUGUUAAAGGUUGUUUGGCGGGAUCAAAAGCUGAAAACAUACUUGAACAAGGAGACAUGGUUUUAGCUGUAAAUAAAGAGCCCGUGACAUGCUUUCGAGACAUAGAAAAAGCUUGCCAAGCCUUGGACAAAAGUGAGGACACUGAUGGCAAACUCAAACUCACUAUUUUCCGACAAGGUCAUGAAAUUGAUGUUCUGGUGGGAACUGAUGUUAGGGAUGGCAAUGGAACAACUCGUGCAGUAAAUUGGUGUGGAUGCAUUAUUCAGGAUCCACAUCCUGCAGUUCGUGCUCUCGGAUUUCUGCCAGAAGAAGGUCACGGUGUUUAUGUCGCAAGGUGGUCUCAUGGGAGUCCUGUACACAGAUAUGGACUGUAUGCUCUUCAAUGGAUUGUUGAAGUUAACGGAAAACCAACCCCUAGUUUGGAGACCUUCAUAAACGUGGUAAAGGAACUCGGACAUGCAGAGUUUGUGAGGGUAAAAACAGUUCACCUGAACGGGAAGCCACGCGUUAUGACACUGAAGCAAGAUCUUCACUACUGGCCUACGUGGGGCCUGCGAUUCGACCCGGAUACCUCAAUGUGGCGACGAGAGAUCAUUAAGGCUCUGGAUUGCAGUUUCAUCCGAGCUAGCUAG
Linum trigynum is the source of this 3342-nucleotide messenger RNA. The record is from the annotation of a GenBank genome assembly. NCBI's taxonomy places the organism in Eukaryota, Viridiplantae, Streptophyta, Magnoliopsida, Malpighiales, Linaceae.